Messenger RNA from Spodoptera frugiperda (fall armyworm), 2719 nucleotides. RefSeq names its product annexin B10 (gene AnxB10). The record is from RefSeq and is a predicted model, not a curated record. Gene Ontology annotation, cellular component: cytoplasm. Bases 212 to 1189 code for a protein of 325 amino acids. The transcript has 9 exons. Gene Ontology annotation, molecular function: calcium-dependent phospholipid binding; calcium ion binding. Lineage: Eukaryota; Metazoa; Arthropoda; Insecta; Lepidoptera; Noctuidae.
ACUGACUGGUAAACGUCAACAAUGUUCGACGUUGACAUUUGACUUGUGACUUCACUACUUCAGUGACUUGACUUUGACAGUUUCAACUCGAACGAGGAUCGAGACGAUAUCCUGUGAAUUCAUUUGUGAAAAUUCUAAUAAGACUUAUUAGAAUCUCAAGACUUCGUUGAUUUCUUUUUGUGAUACGAAGAUACGCUACGUCGACAGUAAAAUGGUGUACCAACGUGAUCCGACUGUGGUGGGAGUGCCUAACUUCAAUGCGACCGAAGAUGCGGCCGCUCUAAGAGCCGCCAUGAAGGGUUUCGGCACAGACGAGCAGGCCAUCAUAGACAUCUUGACGACGCGCUCCAACGCCCAGCGACAGGCCAUCGCUAAGGCAUUCACCCACGAAUAUGGCAGGGACAUCAUUGAAGACUUAAAAUCGGAGUUAGGCGGUCACUUCGAAGAUGUGAUUGUUGCGCUGAUGAUGCCGCCUGAAGAGUACCUUUGCAAGGAGCUGAACAAGUGCAUGGAGGGUAUGGGCACGGAUGAAGACACCCUCGUCGAGAUCCUCUGCACCAGGACCAAGCCGGAGAUCGCAGCUAUCGUGCAGGCUUAUGAGAGACUGUACGACCGUCCUCUGGCCGAGCACAUGUGCUCGGAGACCUCCGGCGACUUCCGACGCCUGCUGACCCUCAUUGUCACUUCGUCUACUCGACAGGGGGCGCGGGACGACGAGAGCGGAGUAGACCCUGAGAAGGCGCGGGAGGAUGCACAGGCACUGUAUGAUGCUGGAGAGGCCAAGUGGGGGACUGAUGAGGAGGUCUUCAACAGGAUCCUGGCCCACGAGAGCUUUGCCCAGCUGAGCCAGAUUUUCGAGGAGUACAAGAACAUCUCCGGCCGAACCAUCGAGCAAGCCAUCAAGGCGGAGAUCGACGGAGAGCUGAAAGACGCGCUCUCUGCUAUUGUGGAGUGCGUGGAGAAUGCGCCCGCCUGGUUCGCGGCGCGGCUGCGCAACGCCAUGCAGGGCGCCGGCACCUCGGACGAGGUCCUCGUCAGGGUCAUCACCAGCCGCGCCGAGAUCGACCUCGGCUCCAUCAAGGCCGAGUACGAACGAUUGUAUGAUAAGACCCUCCAGAGCGACCUCUCGCAGGGUGAAACUUCCGGAGACUACAAGCGCGCCUUGGUGGCGCUGCUGGGGCCCGUUUAAGUGCGAAGAUGGUGAAUUUUCCUGCAGGAAACAAGUAAAUGGAGAUCUAAAAAGAUUCGGAAUCGAUUGAAAAUCUUAUAAAGUGAUAACUUUUAGCCGAAUCCUGUCUAAAACAGGAUAGAAUGAGAAAUGCUGAAUAGUCUGCCAAUACUCGAUUAUACAAUGUGAUAGGGGUGAGACUUCUAACCCGUUAAGGCUGAGUACUACAUCUAAUUUUAUCGACAAAAGUCGGGGGUCGAAGGGGUCGAAUCGCCUCCCCCUAAAAGUUAUGGCUAUUUUAAUAUUUUUUUACUUUUUUUGAUAUCAAAGGUUGUAUGCGUCGUAGAAACAAAAAAAAACGACAAACGGUAGCUAAUAACCUUGGCUAACUAAUUCAUUACGUUUUUCAUAUGUUUGAUAAUGUUUUGGUGAGAAAAAAAAUCAUUUGUGAAUUAUUUUUACCGAAAAAUCACUAUUUUUCAAUAUUUUCAAUUAGGGGUUCAACCCCCCAUAUUAUUUUUUUUGUCGAUAAAAUUAGAUGUAGUACUCAGCCUUAACGGGUUAGAAGUCCCACGCCUAUCACAUUGUAUAAAUUUCCUUCGUUUUGCUCUUUAGACCUCCAUUUAUUUGACAAACUUCAAAAAUAAGCUUCUGUGUCUUGUGCCGCUAAAGUGUAGAGUAAGCAUAGUUAUGUCUACUCAAGUUGUCUUUGAGAUAGUUUGCAUAUUAGCACAUUUUCAUUAUUAAAUGUUACAUUUAGACAUAUUUAUGUAUUCGGUCUAAUUGGACCUAAAACUUUGUAGUACAUAAUAUUUUAAGUUUUACUACACAUUAUAUUAGUUUUAAGCUCUAAUUUGAUAGGUUUUUUGAAGAUAUUAAACAGAUUUUUUAUUGAAUUGUUUUAAAAAGUAUUGAAAUUUUAUUUUUAUCGAAUAUUGGAUUGUUAAAAAAGUAUUAUUUUGAUUGGUUGUUUAAAAUAACUUGAAUAUUUAUUACAUUAUUUAGAAUCUCCAAUACCUCCGUUUUGCAUAAUAAAUAAUAAUAAAUCUUCAUAAUGACGAUAACCCCCGAAAUAUACGACUGAUUUUACUAAUCUGUGCAACGAAUAUCGCGACUGGCCGAUUUUAAACCUUAUUUCCUACAAAAUGAAGUUCAGUAUUGAUCGGUUCUCGAAUUUCAGCACAUUAUGUAUGCUUAUAGUGCUUAUUUUAUUAGUAGUUAUAUAAGAUCGAUAGUACAUUGAAUGUAGCACGCAAUCCUGCCUUAGCAGUGCCUUUGUUUCACGAAAUAAUAAUAAUAUUUCAAUAGAGAAAACAAUAUUUUAAUGUCUCAGUGACUAAAAAGAGAAUACCUAUAAUAUUUGAGUGUCCCAGUGACAAAAAUGUAGAAUUAUUGUCAAUUCUAUUUGUAGUUUAACGCAUUGUUGUUAUUAAUUGGAUAAUAAUAUAUAUUUAUGAAGAUGUUUAUUGUGUAUCCGAGUUCCAUUCCAUUUCGAAUCGUUUUAAUUUAUCGUAGCUUUAAUUUUAUUUACAAAUAAAAUAUUAAUGUGUA